This is a messenger RNA of Lathyrus oleraceus (garden pea), 1212 nucleotides long. RefSeq lists its product as uncharacterized. The transcript has 3 exons. Gene Ontology annotation, molecular function: nucleic acid binding. The record is from RefSeq and is a predicted model, not a curated record. Bases 1 to 1212 code for a protein of 403 amino acids. NCBI's taxonomy places the organism in Eukaryota, Viridiplantae, Streptophyta, Magnoliopsida, Fabales, Fabaceae.
AUGCCUCUUAAUAUUGAUCUAAACACUCCAUAUAUUGAUCAUGAAAUGAUGGAAUGCAACAUAGCACCAUCCAUUAAUCUAAAUGAUCCUUCUUCAAGUAAUUUUAACUUGUCUUUUAAGGACCUACAUGGUAGUUCAUCAAAUGAAGAAUACAUGGAAGAAGCUAAUAUGUUCAAUUGUGAAAAUGAUUUUGAACAUGGUUUUUUUAAUAUUAAUGAGGACAUUGAUGUUGAUGCUUUAUAUUCAAAUGAAGUUCAUGUCAUGGAAGAAGAGAGUGAAUUUAUUCCAAAUGAAGAAGAUGGAGAGGAGACUGAAUUUAAUCAAUAUGAAAGUGAUGGAGAAACUGAAAGUAUUGCAGCUAUGUCCACAAUGGUUCAACAUGAACCUGAAACUUUUAGGAAAAAAAGAUCAUUUUUAAACAAUGAUCAACGGAAAAUAAUUGCUCAAUUAUUGAUAAAGAAUAGUUGUGGUGGAAAACUAAAAUCCGGAACUGUUAUAUGGUUGACAUCCAAAUACUCGGUAUCCAUCGAUGUUAUUUAUCGAAUUUGGAAGCAAGUAUCUCAAACAGGUGAUGCGUCUCAUAAAAGAACAAAAAAUUGUGGUCGGAAAAGAGUUGCGGUAGAUAUUGAAAAAGUGCGGGAUAUUUCGUUAGCUAAACGUAGCACUCUUCAGAGCCUCGCAUUUGCCUUGGGCAUUAGCAAAACAGCAUUGUUUAAGUUUGUAAAGGAUGGGACUUUGCGUCGGCAUUCAAAUUCUCUAAAGCCACAAAUGAAAGAUAGAAAUAUGAAAGAUCGUCUUAGAUUUUGCUUGUCCAUGCUUGAAGAAACUAGUCUUCCUCAUGAUCCGGAGUUUAAGUCUAUGCAUAAUAUCGUCCACAUAGAUGAAAAAUGGUUCUACAUGACCAAAAAAUCAGCUAACUACUACCUUCUUGAAAAUGAGGAUGAGCCAUAUCGCACAUGCAAAAAUAAAAAUUUUAUUGGAAAAGUCAUGUUUUUAGUAGCAGUCGCUAGGCCUAGAUUUGAUGACGGUGAUAAGGAGAUAUUUUCGGGAAAAAUUGGCGUCUUUCCUCUUGUUCAAAAAGUUGCAGCAAAAAGGUCAAGUAUCAAUAGAGCUUCGGGUACACUUGAAACUAAACCGAUUACUUCUAUCACUAAAGAAGUUAGUCGAAAUUUUCUAAUCAAUAAAGUGUUACCUGCAAUUAAAGAAAAAUGA